GACAGCAAAUCCCAUAAUUCAGCUAAGGUGAUGACGUGUUUCUGGCGCGCCUCGUUCAGCUCAAGCAGGAGGGUUUGUUGUGGUUGGUUUUAGUAGUCCUAAAGGUUUAUCACCGCUAAUUAGGAGAUACUCAGCAAUAAUGUCUCAGCAACCACAGCAAACGGUGCCCUCCGCCCCUGACUCCCCUGCGCUGGUGGUCACCACAAACGUGCAGAAAUAUGCCAUAAAGAAGAAGAAAGUGCUGAGUGCAGAAGAAACUGAGCUGUUUGAAUUAACCCAGGCAGCAGGCAUCACCGUGGACCAAGAGGUUUUCAAGAUCAUAGUGGACCUGUUGAAGAUGAAUGUGGCUCCUCAAGCAGUCUUCCAGACUCUGAAAGCAAUGUGUGCAGGCCAGAGAGUAACUGAAAGCAGUGGCACAGAGUCAUCAACUGCCUCCCACAUCACUAGCAUCACCACAGCACCUACAGAGACCAGAGAAGAGGAUUCUUUGGUCUCUGGAAAAAGCCCUAAGCCUCCUGCAGCUCCCCCCUCAGCGUCUGGCCCCAGAGCCACAAGGGUCAACACAAAGAUUGUGGUCUACGGCCCCCAAGACACUAGUCAAGUGCGCAGUAAAUCUGGAGCGAGCCAUGGUGAGAAGAGCCGAGAGGCUUCUAGCCAACGAGUGCAGCGGCAGCCCAGCGCCACCAGAGGGCAGAAGACCAAGAGCUCUGGCAGCAGCAGCUCUUCAUCACAGAUAAACUCCACAUAAGACUCAGGAAAAAGUGAGGUCAGGUGUAAAUAUGUAGCUUUCUUUACCUUUAAUUUAUGUGUAUGUUUUACUGUGAUUGAAAGGUUUUUUAAAAAACAGGUUUACUCACUUACUGUAGUAAAAGUUUGGUUUUAUUUGGCCUGGUUUUGAUGUAAUUGUUGCCUCCACCUCAGUGCAGUAAAUGGAAGUUUAUUGUGCAAUAAUUAUAUUUAAAAGUUAAAUUUUCUGAUCCAGUUUUUCGAUAGAACCAUUUCUUUGGUUCAACAUAAUUCUCAGUGAGGUUUGUGAUGAGAAAUAAAAGAUACAUACUACGGAUGUUAAGUGAGAAAAUAUGAAAUGUAUGUUUUAUCAAAUCUGGAUAAACCAGCUAUUUAAACUUCUAACACAAUGUCACCUCAGUCCUGUUCUAGCAGCUGUUACUUCUGUCUGGUAGCUAUGUAGCAUCCAAACAACUGAGACUGACACACGCAUUGUAUGUACUGCACCGUUUUAUAUAAUGAUGAAAAUUUAAUAAACUAAAUGACACUGUA
Molecule: messenger RNA, 1278 nt
Organism: Monopterus albus (swamp eel)
Lineage: Eukaryota; Metazoa; Chordata; Actinopteri; Synbranchiformes; Synbranchidae
Gene: mzt2b
Product: mitotic spindle organizing protein 2B
Exons: 5
Coding region: 140-748 (202 amino acids)
Cellular component (GO): centrosome; spindle
Source: RefSeq, a predicted model, not a curated record